AAAGACCCCCAUCCUUAAACCUUCGAUGUGAAUGACCUUGAUAGUAGAUGUGGCCCCUCCCUCCUCCUUCAGUCAGUCACUGUAAUCAUCCAGCAGGAGCUUGAUCUGUGCCCGCGGGCACUGCAGCAGUCCGUCCGUCCGUCCGUCAGUCCGUCCCACUGAGCUGUGUUGUUGUCAGUGGCCCCUGGUGGAGCUGCUGCUGCUGAGCAUGUGCUCGUCUGCUGCUCAGCAGGACAGAGGGGACGCUUCCCAUCAGCACACAGGCUGCGGGCAUGGAUCGCUGAGCGCACUGCUCCGACAUAAGAGCGCUGUCAACAAGCUGUUAUUUGUCCCUGCAUCAUGGAGGCUCAGCCUGGUGCAUCAUGGGAGUUCAUCAAUGGCGUGACAGAUACAAUAUAUGAGGGCUGAGAGGUCGUCAUGGAGACUGACAGCUACACCCCAGGCCCAGACACCACAGACUGGGCUGGGACGGUGGCCGGCCUGGAGGGAAUGGGAGUCCUUCAGGAGGAGGGAGGAGUGGACCCGGCAUCCUGGUACAUGCCAUACUCACUGGGUUUCCAGGUGUCGCUCACUGCCUUCCUCAUGCUGGAGCUGGUGUUGGGUUUCAGCAGCAACCUGACGGUGCUGGUGCUCUACUGCUCUCAAUCCAAUUUAGUGGACUCGGUGAGCAAUAUGGUGACUGUCAAUCUGCAUGUGCUGGAUGUGGUGGUGUGUGUGCUGUGUCUGCCCCUCACUCUGGUGGUUGUGCUGCUGCCUCCAGGACCAAAUCUGGCCCUGCUCUGCUGCUUCCAUGAGGCCUGUGUCACCUUUGCCAGCAUAGCCACAGCCAUCAACAUCCUAGUUAUCAGCUUGGACCGAUAUGAUAUCUCAGUACGGCCGGCCAACAGACUGCUGACCACACGUAGAGCGUCGCUGCUCCUGGCUGCUGUUUGGGUCACCUCGGUGGCUGUGUUUUUUAUCCCAUUCUUGGAGGUGCAGUGGUUCAGUGGAGAAGGAGCAGAGGAGAGGGGGCAGGUGACACCCUUGUCCUCACGUGGUAACAGUGCAACAGUGGUGCCAGCAUGGCGUAACCGGACACUGCUCUGUGUUGGCGGACAGGGCUACCACACAGGCCUUGGUAUGUAUUACCAUCUUAUCCUGCAGGUACCGAUCUUCUUCACCACUGUGGCUGUCAUGCUAUUUACCUACUCCAGAAUACUGAGGGCUUUAAACAUCCGCAUUGGCUCCCACAUAAAGAAGAGCCAGCGGUUCAGGGGCCCCUCCUGCAGGGGGCGCCACAAGAAACAGAAAAAAAAGAAGGCAGGUGUCAGAAUAAAUGAUGGUGGGGAGGGAGGAGGGGAGCAAUGCACCACAGAUGGUACCAAACAGCUCAGCCACCCUCCUCUCAUCCCUUCCCCAACCCCUACCCCCACAGCUACCUCCCCCCCUGCCCUGUCCUCUUCCGCCCCACUCGUCACCUCUGACACGGGCGCUGCAACCCCCAUGCCCGCUACCAUGGGCGUCCAGGCCUCCGUAUCGGCCAUCAUUGCUCUGAGGAGGGCAGUGCGACGACACAGGGAUCGGCGAGAGCGACAGAGGCGGGUGUUCAGGAUGUCCCUCAUCAUUAUCACCACCUUCUUGGGCUGUUGGGCUCCCCUCUCUGUGACCAACUUGCUAAUCCUGGGCCUAGGCCCCAGCGACACCCUGGUCAGCCUGCGCCUCUGGUUCUUAGCUCUGGCCUACGGUACCACCGUCUCCCACCCUCUGCUUUAUGCCUUCACCAGACAGAAGCUGCGCCGUGCCCUUCGGGCCAAGGUUAAGAAGAGGGUGGUGUCUCUGCUCCAGGUAGACCCCUCUCCGGGGGGCACCGUCAUACACAACUCCUGGGUGGAGAACAGAAAAACCAGCCGGCAGGUGCGGCUGGAAGCAAGCGAAGGUACUGACCGCUGCCUGGCAGAGGUCCUGUGAGACUGACACACGUGGGCCCUCCUAGUAUAAUUAAAAACGGGAAUACAGACACAGGUGUGUUCCAUUAUAAGACUCAGUGGUGUGUGAAGCCGGUGUAUGAAAUGUGAAAAACACAUUUCCUCCUCUGGGAGAUGUUUAACGUAACCAUGCCAUUGCUAAACACAUCUAAUGUUCACCUCAGGCAGCAGUGGGAGCAGGAUGCUGUCGUCACUGUGGUGUGCACAGCCUCUGGAGCUGAAGAAAAUCAUACGACAACAUACAAGUGUAAUUUGCACUCUGUUAAAUAGUGAUGUCUGUUUACAUAUGGAGUUGUAUGAUUGAGCGUUCUCAUAGGGGUGCUUACUUAACUGCUCUCAAGAAUGUGUUUAGCAAGCAGAUAAUCUGAUCUGCCACCCGCUCAAUUGCUCCAAGGCAGCUUUAAAGAAAUGUUGAUAGACUUCCAACAGACACAAUAACUUCUCAAAACCUCCUUAAAUGUAUUUAAUAUCGUCUCUGCCUUAAUUCUGCUCUGAAAGUUCUGCUAGAUUGUAUUUUGAACAAAAAGGGGAAUAUGUCGGACACUUGUAUGAUGGUGAGAUGUAGAUGUGUCCGGGUUUUGGAGGGAAGGUCCACAGAGCAAGGAACAAGUCAGAGCACAAUUAAAGGCUAGUGUGAAAUAUUAAAUGCAGUUUUGCUUUAGCUUAAGUAGUUAUUAAACGUCUACGUUACAGUGUUUAUAAAAUCUUGCAAAACUCCUUCAUAUAAAUGCAACUCUCUUGCUCCCCAAUUUGUAUAAAAUGGUGUAAUAUCUUAUUGAUGUUUUGCAUAUACUGCUGGGAGAAGGUGAGCGCAUUGUUUAAAGGUGUAGUUUGACUAAGGAAAAGACUCAUUUGCUUUCUUUCAGAUAAUUUUAUGUAAAGAUUGAUCCUGAUUUGACAUUGUGACCUCACAAAACAUGUUUUUGGCCCUAACUCAAGAAUGUUUGACAAUAUUUUACAACUAAGAUGCUAAACAAUGCUAUGCUAAGAUAAGCUUACCGGACUCUUGACUAUAUAUUUAGCGAAUGGAGAUGUGAGUGGUAGCUCAAUUAUUAUUAUCUAACUCUCGCAAGUAAGUAAAUCAGUCUCUUUCUCAAAAUAUCUUAAAACUAUUAUAACUGGCUAUGCUGAAGCAGCUAAUUUGGAUGACACUGUAAAAUGGAAGUGACAGACAAAAUAACGAGAACACCUUUCAAUAUAAUGCAGUCCAGUACACUACAUCACAUAAUAACUACAAUCUCAAAAAUAAUCGUCAUGUUCAAUCAACGCCUCUCUGACAGUUUCUCAACAAAAAACCUGCAGCCUCAUGAAAUAUAGUAUUCACUGCAGGUCUACUGUUUUUGGACUGCAUUAUAUUUAAGACGUCCCUGACAUUCAGUUUGGGAUUUUGGUAUGUUAAAAGCAUGCGGUUCUCUUUUGAAAUAACAUCUGUGUACAUACUGUAAAUACUGACCAGAUUCUCUACAGUAAAAGUCACUUGGUCUGUAUGUGAUUAUAGACUGACUUUUAGAGGAAUGUUUCAGUUGCAGCUGGCUCGUGGUGUCAGCACCCAGACAUCUGGUCCCGUGGGUCAACUCAACAGGCAAACACAAGGGAGUAAUUGUGACUACACAUUGGUGGGACUAUUAACAAAACUAGAGUUUGCUGUUGACUUUGUACUUCCUUGUUUGUUCACUGAUCUGAUGCUGCACUCACACUGGGACUCAUUUCAGAGGCCAUGUGUUUUCUCACACACACAGUCGAUGUGUUCUUGAAUGUAAACAUGUGAAAAAAAGAUAUGAAUUAUACUGUAAUUACACCAAGGAUAUGCUGUCUUUAAAGGUUUUCUUCAUGGUGUUGUUUUUAUGUGAAUGUGUCACUUUGCAAUGUUGAAUUAUAUCAAUAAAUAUGAAAUGCUGAGGUA
This is a messenger RNA of Dicentrarchus labrax (European seabass), 3867 nucleotides long. Its product is annotated as G-protein coupled receptor 22-like. The coding region runs from base 418 to 1947 and encodes 509 amino acids. Gene Ontology annotation, cellular component: membrane. NCBI's taxonomy places the organism in Eukaryota, Metazoa, Chordata, Actinopteri, Moronidae. The record is from RefSeq and is a predicted model, not a curated record. The transcript is spliced from 2 exons. Gene Ontology annotation, molecular function: peptide binding; G protein-coupled receptor activity. Gene Ontology annotation, biological process: G protein-coupled receptor signaling pathway.